UUGAAGAGCCGAAAAAGAAAAUUAGCGCGAUCAUCAAGCUCAACAUCGGCGGAAUGGUAAGAAAUCUCGUAGCGCGGUGGCGCGUACUCCGACGUGUUCUCGACGACGGCCGACGGCUAGGUUCAUGUUAUCGAAAUUAUUCCGUUCUUAAUCGCUCUGAAACAAUUAUUGGAAGUAGGUCAUCGUCUUCGUUGCCAAAGUUGCCCUUCAGCUCCUCCUCUUCCAACGCGCCGGACUUUCAUUUCCCGACUCCGUCUUUCCAGCACCGUCGACCGAUAUGCUCAGCGUCAGAUCCUUCGAACAUUGUCUUGAUAACGUCUGAAGAUCAAUUCAACAAGGCACUUAGAAAAGCACGAGAUGAAGCUUUGCCUGCAAUUUUCUAUUUCACUGCUGCCUGGUGUGGUCCUUGCAGAUUGGUAUCUCCUGUGAUUAAAGAAUUGAGUAAGGACCACCCUCAAGUGACAACAUAUAAAAUUGACAUUGACCAGGAGGGCCUUGUAAGAACUUUGAACGAGUUAAAUAUUACCUCUGUGCCGACAUUUCAUUUCUUUCAGAGUGGAAAAAAGGCUGGGGAGAUAAUCGGUGCAGAUGUUGCAGGCAUCAAGAAUAUCGUGGAGAAGCUUUACAAAUGACCUCACGAAUUUUGCUGCUCUACCCAUUUUCAAGCAUGUUUUCAAUUUGACUCAGUUUCUGGAGCCACACCUACUCAUGUUAUGUAGUGUUCUGAAAUUUGAUAGCCAUCGGAAUGCGAUGACAAACAUCGUAUGGUUUUUUUUUUUUUUUUUUUUUUUUUAAGGUUGUCGGUUUAUUAUUUAAACUGUCGUUCCAUGUGAUGAUCAGAAUAAGAAUCUUUUUGCUGGAUGCAAUCCAUGAAAAACUGAUAUAGAAUUGUCAUCCUGAACUCAAAACUUUUUAAGUUUUAAUUCACAUUCCCACAAUUAUUUUUCUU
Messenger RNA from Momordica charantia (bitter melon), 949 nucleotides. Its product is annotated as thioredoxin O2, mitochondrial. The record is from RefSeq and is a predicted model, not a curated record. NCBI's taxonomy places the organism in Eukaryota, Viridiplantae, Streptophyta, Magnoliopsida, Cucurbitales, Cucurbitaceae.